CCGAGAUCAUUUUACUCUUCAUGAUGCCCAGGUCAGUAUACAUGGUGAGAUCCUAAACAUAAAUUCUUGAUAUUACUUUAUUUUCCACCUCAAAUCUAUAAAGUUCACAUAUAUAUUCUAACAAAAUUGACAUUCAACUUAUCCGAUAAAGUGCAUGAUUUUAUCAAAUAAACAGGGUGGGAAAUUCUCACAGAAAGGUGCAGCAAUUCUCACAGCAAAACUUAAGAUGCAAUUAAUUUAAACAAAAGAUGAGAAAAGAUAUUAUCUUCCAAUAAUCAGUCAGAGAAAAGAAUCCAAAGCAGUUAGUUGGCGUACAAGCCUAUAUAGUUUGUUGUAGGAGAAGUGACGAUGUGGAAGAGCUUGGCAGAGCUUCACCUCUGCGUUUUCUUUUAAGCGUAGGAUGUGGAAGACGAAAAGAAUAAAAAGAAGGGAGGCAGUACGGACAAGGAUGUUUUUAUUAAUUUGCUGGUCUGGUCUGAUGUGGUCUGGUCUAGUCUGGUCUGAUCUUAAAUUUUACUUUUUAUAUUUUUUACAUAAAGAUUUUUAUUUUAUAUAUAUAUUCUAAUCCAUAAAUAAUUAUAUUUUAUUCAUUAUAAUUAAAAAUAAUAAUAGUAAGGGAGAACUAUCAAAUAGAUCCUUCUACUAUAUCAAAAAGAUCAAUUAAGUCCUCGUACUUUGGAAUCGAUCAAUUGAGUCCCCGAACUCAUAAAAAAUGUUCAAUUGGACCGUUUAGCAUGUGAAGAACAAGUUUGCCGGUUGCAAGGCUACGUGGACCUCCACUUGGCUAUGUUUUUCUUUUCCGUUUUUUUCUUUCUUUCUUCUUGCUAUUCGCACACUCAUUCGCACCUAAUAGUCUAACACCAGAGAGAAAAUGAGGAAUUCAGAAAUUUCUCUCUUUAAGCCUCUCCGCCCAUUAUGCUUAUUGAUCUUUAUUCUAAGUGAGCUUUCCGGUUCUUAAACCCCUUCGCACAAAGGAUAUGAACUAAAUCUGGAAUUGCUGCCAUCUUCGGAGUUGUAGCUUGUGGCUGCCAUCGCCGGAGUCGCUCCUCACUCACAAGCUAAGCGAACGGCAAGGCGCGGCCAGAUCUACACAGUGGCGUCUUCCAAGAUGGAUGAAAAUGGAGGCCGACUGGACUAAGUUGCAGAGGACGGUGAGGUAGAUGCCGACACACAGCUACCCAGGUGUGGUCGAAGAGGAUGCCAGCAAUGCUCUGUGUGAACGGAAUGGAGGAGACUAGGGAAGGAUACAAGCAGUGAGUACCUUACAAUUGCGUCGGCGAGUGGUGGAUCGGUGGCUGGCCGUUGAGUGUCAAAAACGUCGGGAGUUGCUGCCGGAGAAGAUGAGGAACGGUGGGGGAAGCUGACAAACGGACAGGGAAGAGAAAGAUUAACCGGAAGACAAUUUGCAAAAAUAAAGAAAAAUAAAAAAAUAGACUGGUUGGAAAAAUAAGAUAAAAAAAUAAAAACAUUAAAAGACCAUGUGGACUGUCCACGUAGACGGUCAACCGGGAAACUUGUUCUUCACCGGCUAAACGACUCAAUUGAAUUUUUUUUAUGAGUUGGAGGACCCAAUUGAUUGAUUCUAAAGUAAAGGACCUAAUUGACUUUCACAACAUAGUAGGAGAACUUAUUUGAUAGUUUUCGUAAUAGUAAUAAUAGUAUGGGAAAACUAUCAAAUAAACCCCUUAACUAUUCAAAAAAAUCAAUUAGACCCUCCUUACUAAAAAUCCGAUCAAUCAAACCCUCGAACUAUUAAAAAAGAGGCAAAUCAUCUUUUUAACCGGUACCCUCCAAGUUCUCGGUCAGACUGCAUACAUGUCAUGUGAGGUGGCUUUUUUUCCUUUCCCUUUCUUCUUCCCUGCGCUUCUCUUCUUCUCAAUCCGCGCCUCAGCACCUGCAACAAAAUUUCUCCUCUCUUUCUUUCCUAUUUCUCUUCUCCUUCCUAGUUCUCUGCUCGUUUUUCUCGGCCUCACUUCUCCCUCCUCGAUGGUGUAUGCUUCCUACGCCUAUUCCUCUUCUUUGCCGCCGACUAGGGUCUAUAGCCGGAUUGAAGCUACGAAACAGUCGAAAGGAGGAGCCCAUGGCUGGUGGUACCGACGGACAAGCCCUCCGAAACCUAUAAAGGAGAAGGAACCUUCAGCCAGAGUUGCUGGAUGAGAAGGAACGACCUGUCCUGGUCGCUACUUUCCGGCGAGAUUCUCUGAAUGGCUCCUGCCUCCUGGAGCUAUUAACCGACAGAUGGGGUGAAGAAUAGAGGACUCUUCUUAAAUGGGAAGGGAGAUGAUAAUCGGUGGUAAGGUGGGAGAAGAAAGAGGGAGUGGAACAAAGAAGAUGGAAGAAGGGGGGUUUACUGGAACAGUGGAACGGGAAGGAGGAAGGUGAAGGAGAAAAGUAAAAAGAAAAGGAAUAAAGAAAGAAAAAAGAAAAAAUAGAAAAAAUGAAAAUAUCCGGUGUGUUCGUACAAAAUAACCGGACAAUUUGUUCAUUACCGGUCAAAAUGAGGAUUUGCCAUUUUUAACUGAGCUUGAGGGUUUGAUUGAUUGGAUCAUUUUACAAACCGCUAACAUUAUCGUCUAAUCAAAACAUCCAACAGAAUCCGUUAUCAUCAAUCAGUUAACAUAAUCAGCCAACAGCCAAUCGUCAACAACCAAUUGCCAAACACCCCCUAUAUGUAAAUAUGAAGAAUUCUAA
This is a messenger RNA of Cuscuta europaea, 2691 nucleotides long. The record is from the annotation of a GenBank genome assembly. NCBI's taxonomy places the organism in Eukaryota, Viridiplantae, Streptophyta, Magnoliopsida, Solanales, Convolvulaceae.